Rhineura floridana is the source of this 4200-nucleotide messenger RNA. RefSeq names its product reticulon 1 (gene RTN1). Lineage: Eukaryota; Metazoa; Chordata; Lepidosauria; Squamata; Rhineuridae. Bases 559 to 2847 code for a protein of 762 amino acids. The record is from RefSeq and is a predicted model, not a curated record. Gene Ontology annotation, biological process: neuron differentiation; brain development; endoplasmic reticulum tubular network formation. Gene Ontology annotation, cellular component: neuron projection; postsynaptic density. The transcript is spliced from 10 exons.
GGCGCUCUCGCCCGAUUGCUCAGCGUGGCCCGAACCAGCAAAUCGCCGCCGGAUCCUUUUUACCAUUGGACGGGGUGGCAGGCAAAGAGCCUCGUUGCGCGGCUCACCGCUUUGUGGGUGUUUUGCUGUGGGGCUACUGGGAACCUGGCUCCCAACAGGCGUGCGAGGCGGUCCCAGGUAUUCUCAGCGAGUGGAAGGCAGCAGCUCAAGGGGGCAGAGUGUGGGGAACGCCAGGCGGGACGCUUCCCCCCGCCCCGCCGCCCUGUGAUAUGCCAGCCACAGGGUGACGCAAGGGCUGGAAGACUCCCGCUACACAAGCCAUUUGCACCUGCGUAAGAGGCGCCGGCGGAGUCGCAGCAGCAAAACAGAGGCAGCUUCUCUUGCUGCAGCCGCCCAGAGAGUCUCCCCAGAGCGGCCCCUGCAGUUGCUCGCCGCUGCCACCCCGCCUUUCCCAGUCGCCGCUGUCGCCGCCUCCUCCUCCUCCUCCUUUUUUCCGCCCUUCCUUACCAUCCUGCGACCUAGAGAAAAGCGAGCCAGUCCGCCUUGGAGCCAGCCGGGAUGUCUUCGCCGCCGGAUCGCCAGGGCUCCGGGGGGCACCAGGUUGGGGACGGCGCGGAGGACGAGAGCGCAGCGGCCGCCGGAGCUGCUCCAACGCGCUGGGAUGCCGAAGGCGCGCAGCAACAGCAGCUGGCGGCGGCAGCGGCGUUCGGCUCGGCAAAGGAACCCCCGCCCGUUUCCAUGGCGACUGCAUCCACAGGAAACAUGUCAGCUUCUUACCUUUAUGAUUACAAUUUUCCCAAGACGUCGGAAAGCGGCAGUGGCUCCUUUUACACUUCCCUGAUUUCUGAUGACCUCUACACUUCUCAGGAUUCCUCUUAUUUCACCGGCAAUCUGCCCAAAGGGGGGAGCCAUGUCACUCCUUCAGGUACCACAGAAGGAUUUCACACCCAGGAUGGGACGGCCUUUGAGUCCCAUGGCUUGCUUAGCUCUGAUUCUGGAAUAGAGAUGACUCCUGCAGAAUCCACCGACGUCAACAAAACCUUUGCUGACCCCAUGGAGCAGACGAAAUCAGACGCUUACAAAUACAUGGACAUCAGUAGGUCGGAAGAGAUCAAAUACCAAGAGAGGUGUGACACAGGCUUGGGAGACGUUGGCCCUCCCAGCUUCAUUAAUCAAUGCCAGGAGGAUAUGACUAGACCUAAGGGGACCGUUUUUGAGGAAAAACCUCUGGGGAAAGAGUCAGGUUUGUGUGAGGGCUCAACUUUUCCAUCUGAGACAUUUGGUGACCAACAGUUCCGUCCCUCAGUAACAGCACCGAUCAAGAUUACCCUGACUGAGAUAGAACCUGUAGAGGGGACAAAGGAGAAAAUGCCAGAAAAGCAAGAGGCAGGCCUGAAACCAAGCCGUGAAGUAGUUCCCACAGUGACCGUGUCUGAGCCAGAAGAUGACAGCCCAGGCUCUAUUACACCACCUUCUUCAGGGACAGAACCAUCUGGCUCAGAAUCCCAAGGUAAAGGAAGCCUGUCUGAAGACGAGCUUAUCAGUGCCAUUAAAGAAGCAAAGGGGUUUUCCCAUGAGCACCCUGAAUGCCAGAGGUUGCCGACCAUUGCACCAGAAAAGCAAGACCCCCAAAACAAGGUGCCGCACCUUCCAGCUGGCAGCCCUCACGGAGAUAAUGAAGCAAGCAGCGCUGAAUCUGGCGAUUCGGAGAUAGAGCUGGUCGCAGAAGAUCCGCUCGCUGCCGAGGAGCUUCUCCACUCCAACUACAUGACCUUCAGCCACGCCGGGGGGCCUCCUCCUUCCCCAGCCUCUCCCUCAAUACAGUACAGCAUUCUGAGGGAAGAGCGCGAGGCCGAACUGGACAGCGAGCUCAUCAUUGAAUCGUGUGACGCUUCGUCGGCCUCUGAGGAGAGUCCCAAACGGGAGCACGACUCCCCCUCGAUGAAGACUGUCAUUAUGGACAUUAUCCAGGAGGAAGGCCACUCCAGAAACGAAAACAGUGGGGCUUCCAAUUACCACGCAAGUAGCUCGAAGGAGAACAGGAUGAACAGGGAAAACCUAGCAGACUCUGCCGCCUACUUGAAGUGUUCCUUUGCCUUGCCUAAAGUUAACCCUGGCCCAGCGUCCGCUUCUGCCGUCAGCACUGAGGAGAUGAAGGACAAAGUAGCCCAGAAGAAAUUAGUCGAGGCACCUGGUACUGCAAACAAGCCACCUUCCAAGGGCGCAGGAGCAGGGGGUCCCUGGCCUUCUCCGCCACUGCCAUUUCUAAAUAAGCAAAAAGCUAUUGACCUGUUAUACUGGCGCGACAUCAAGCAGACAGGCAUCAUGUUUGGGAGCGUCCUGCUGUUGCUGUUCUCCCUGACCCAGUUCAGCGUCGUCAGCGUGAUUGCCUACCUGGCGCUAGCAGCUCUGUCGGCCACCAUCAGCUUCAGAAUCUACAAGUCAGUCCUGCAGGCUGUUCAGAAAACUGACAAAGGCCACCCAUUCAAAAGUUACUUGGAAAUGGAAAUGUCGCUCUCUCAGGAACAGAUUCAGAAAUACACAGAUUGCCUCCAGUCAUACAUGAACAGCACAGUCAAAGAACUCCGGCGACUUUUCCUGGUCCAGGAUCUGGUGGAUUCCUUAAAAUUUGCAGUACUAAUGUGGCUACUGACUUAUGUUGGAGCUCUCUUCAAUGGCCUAACUCUUCUGAUAAUGGCUGUGGUCUCAAUGUUUACUCUUCCUGUCGUAUACGACAAGUACCAGGCACAGAUUGACCAAUACUUGGGACUUGUGAGGACCCACAUAAAUACCAUUGUGGCAAAGAUCCAAGCAAAAAUCCCAGGUGCAAAGAGGAAGGCUGAGUAAAAGCAGCAUCAAGAAUUCAUCAGCUACAGGAGUGAAUGAUGAAGGAGUCUGGGAUGAAAACAGCUCUGUUCUUACUUUAUACUUAUAAUUUAUUGUUCCUUUGUUUCUCUCUCUCUCAUUCACUCACUCACUCACUCUUUUUCUCACUCUGGGUGAAGGCAGACGUAAAAUAGAUCUCACGGCAUGUCCCUAGACUACAGGGUGAGCUUGGUUUCCUUCUGGCUUCACCACAACUGAAAUGACAGGCAUGCAUGCCAGUGAACUUAAUGCUGGCUCAGUCGACUAUCACACUCUUUUCCCCACCACCAUUGCUUCAGGUUGGCUGUCCAGUUUUUUUCUUUUUAAAAAUAAAAAUAAGAGCAUAAUGUGGUUUUGCUCCCUGAUCGCCGCCUUAAUUUCUUUAUUUUAAAAGUAACUUUUUUAAAAAAAGGUGCAAAAGUACUUGAGGGGUAGGGAGGGAUAAGUGUCUGGGUGACAUCAUAGGGAGCUAGCCAAUCAGCACUGUGCAGAGCUGGCUUCUGCUUCGGAUCUGCAGAACUGUUUUUUCCAGAACUUGGCCCUGGAAAGGAAAGGUACACUUGGAUUGAAUGCAGUGAGGGUACCCCUUGAAGGGCUCCACUGCUCUAAACCUGUUACAUCUGUCUUCACCCCUCUCUCUUUCAAACACCAUGAUCUCAGAGAUGUGAAACAAUGAAGCAGCUGUUUUUCUCUCUCCUCUUCUGCUGUUUCUGUACUCUCUUAGACUAUUUGCAAUCACGUGUGUCAAGCACUAAAGUAUAGUAAAGAGAAAAAAAGUGUUCUAAGUGUGGUUCUUGUGUUGCUUCUCAAGUGCAUGAUGGUGAGAGCCUAAAAAUACUAUUGAACUUUCUAUUUUUUAUUUUCUAGUGCUUCUCUUACUUCUACUUCUUCUAUUGGCAUCGCUUUGAUAACUUUUAAUGUUACAUGUGGCUAGGGCUUUCCUGCUUAGUGCACUGAUGCAGUUUUGCUUCUCUGUCCACUGGGUUCGCUGGUUGGGUUUAUCUUUACUAUCUAGAAUCGUAGACAGAUAUGUCUUUAAGUGUUGUUGUUUUUUCCCAGCACAAGUAGUAAUAAUAAAAACCAGUACUUAUAUAAGCUGUUUUGUAUAACUCUCUAAGACAAACCAAACAAACCCAACCCAUCCAGUACUUUCUUUCUUCUUCUUCUUUUCCUUUUUUGGUUCUUAAGGGAUCAACAGGCUGAUCAACAUGUAUGGGAAUGAGGACUUACAGCUUGUAACAUGUAUCACAAAUUUAUAUGACGUUCUCUGUAGGAAUUAAUUAUGGAAUCUGAAUAUUUGCACUUAUGUACUUGAUACCGAAUGCAGAAAUAAAU